Messenger RNA from Nicotiana attenuata, 528 nucleotides. Its product is annotated as ATP-dependent DNA helicase PIF1-like. The coding region runs from base 1 to 528 and encodes 175 amino acids. The record is from RefSeq and is a predicted model, not a curated record. Gene Ontology annotation, molecular function: helicase activity; ATP binding. The transcript has a single exon. NCBI's taxonomy places the organism in Eukaryota, Viridiplantae, Streptophyta, Magnoliopsida, Solanales, Solanaceae.
AUGUCUGAUCAUGCUUUUACAGCUUUGGACCAAGUACAUACACCAGAAUUCCUAAACAGUAUUAAAUGUUCUGGAGUUCCAAAUCAUUCAAUUACUCUAAAGGUUGGUGUUUCUGUGAUGUUACUGAGAAAUAUAGACCAGUCGUCGGGAUUAUGCAAUGGUACAAGGUUGAUCAUCACAAGACUUGAAAAUCGAGUUAUUGAAGGUAAUAUGGCUGGAGAAAAAGUGUUUAUUCCAAGAAUGACGUUGACUCUGUCUGAUGCGAGAAUACCUUUUAAGUUCCAGCGACGACAAUUUCCAAUUGUGGUGUCUUUUGCCAUGACAAUUAAUAAAAGUCAAGGCCAGUCAUUGUCUCAUGUUGGGUUAUUUUUGAAGAAAUCAGUAUUUACACAUGGACAGUUGUAUGUUGCUCUUUCACGGGUGACAAGUAGAAAAGGGUUAAAGAUUUUAGUUUAUGACGAUGAUGGACAAAUAACAAAUGAAGCUAGAAAUGUAGUGUACAAAGAAGUUUUCCGUAAUUUAAUUUAA